This is a messenger RNA of Solanum verrucosum, 4758 nucleotides long. RefSeq lists its product as uncharacterized. The transcript is spliced from 5 exons. The coding region runs from base 1 to 4758 and encodes 1585 amino acids. The record is from RefSeq and is a predicted model, not a curated record. NCBI's taxonomy places the organism in Eukaryota, Viridiplantae, Streptophyta, Magnoliopsida, Solanales, Solanaceae. Gene Ontology annotation, molecular function: nucleic acid binding; RNA-DNA hybrid ribonuclease activity.
AUGGAUCAUGCGGUGAGUAAUUGCAAUGGCAAAAUUUGGCUUUUUUGGAAUAUGGACAUUGAUUGUGUUGUACUAGAGGAGGAUGAACAACAAAUUACUUGUAAUAUCGUUCAUAAUGAACUUCAGACUCACUUUACCACCACCUUUGUGUAUGCCAAGUGUAAGGACCAUCUCAGAAGGCCGCUGUGGGAUAGAAUGUUGCAUCACUCUGCUGAAAAUACCAAUCCAUGGUGUUCCGUAGGUGAUUACAAUGUCAUUACUUCCAUUGAUGAAAAAAUGGGAGGGGUUUCAGUGGUCAGAAAUUUACUUGGUAUAAUAAAAGGGGUAUACAUCACAGAAUCUGGAAGAGACUGGACAGAGCUCUGGUUAAUGAUGCUUGGCUGGAAAAAAUGCCUCAGACUACCAUCAGUAGGAUCAGACCACUGUCCUUUAUUGCUGGAAAUGACUGCUAGGGAAGAGGAGGACAUCAGGUACUUUAAAUUUCUCAACUGCUGGGCUGAUCAACCCAAGUUCCUUGAUAUAGUUAAAGCCUGCUGGGACAGGACGGUAGAGGGUAACAGCAUGUGGAGAUUUCACCAGAAAUUGAAAAGGUUGUCCAACACUCUUAGUUCUUGGUCCAGAGGGGAAUUUGGGGAUAUUUUCAUUAGGGUCAAGGAGUAUGAGGAGAAAGUCAGGAUUGCUGAAGAGAAUCUUAUUCAUAAUCAAACUGAAGACAGCAGGACAACCCUUCAUGAGCUCAAUGCAAAUUACAUUAGAUUUUUGAAAAUGGAAGAUUCCAUUCUGAAACAAAAAACUCAACUACAAUGGUUCAAAGAGGGAGACGCUAACACUAAAUAUUUCCAUUCUCUGAUAAGAGGAAGGAGAAGAAGAUUGUUCAUUCAUAAACUUCACAGAGAGGAUGGAGAAUGGAUACAAGGAGAUGUCAACAUUGCAGAGGCUGCUUGUGUCCAUUUCCAAAAUAUUUUUACAGGAGAGGACAAAUUUAUCAAUGAGAAUGCUAUCAACUGUGUACCCCGGAUGGUCAAUCAGGAACAAAAUAACAGCCUUACUGUCAUGCCUAAAAUGGAUGAGCUGAAGGAAGUGGUUUUCUCUAUGAAUCCUAAUUCUACAGCUGGUCCUGAUGGAAUGAAUGGCUAUUUUCUCCAGAAAUGUUGGCAUAUUAUCAAGCAUGAUCUCCUGGGGGUAAUUCAAGCUUUCUUCUGUGGCCAAAUGAUUCCUAAAUAUUUUUCUCAUUCUUGCAUUGUUCUCCUCCCUAAGGUGAACAAUCCAAACAAACUCUCUGAAUUCAGGCCCAUAAGUUUAAGCAAUUUCACUAGCAAGAUCAUCUCUAAACUGGUGAGCUCUAGACUUGGUCCUAUUUUACCUAAUUUGGUUUCACUCAAUCAGUCUGGAUUUGUCAAAGGGAGAAGUAUCUCAGAAAACAUUAUGCUGGCACAAGAAAUUAUUCAUCAGAUUAAGAAGCCUAAUAUUGGGAGCAAUGUUAUCAUUAAAUUGGAUAUGGCUAAAGCGUAUGAUAGAGUUUCUUGGUCCUAUAUAUGCUUAGUAUUAAGAAAAAUGGGAUUUGAUGAGGUCUUUAUUGAUAUAGUUUGGAGAAUAAUGGCUAACAAUUGGUAUUCUAUUAUUGUCAAUGGCAAAAGACAUGGUUUCUUCCAAUCCACUAGAGGUCUCAAGCAAGGUGAUCCUUUAUCUCCUGCCCUAUUUAUUUUAGGUGCAGAAGUCCUUUCUCGAUCCUUGAACAACCUCCAUAACAACCCGGACUAUCAUGGCUUCUUCAUGGACCUAAGAGGACCCCAAGUGAAUCACUUGAGUUUUGCUGAUGAUAUUAUUCUGUUCACUUCUGGUAGACAGAGAACACUGAAGCUAAUUAUGCAAACACUGAGCUCUUAUGAGGAAACUUCAGGACAGCUAGUUAACACAGACAAGAGCCAUUUUAUGGUCCACUCCAAUGCUUUCAACAGCACAAGAGACAGAAUUAAAAGAAUCAAUGGUUUCAAGCAAAAGGAGGGCCCUAUUACCUACCUUGGUUGCCCCCUAUUUGUUGGUAGACCUAGGAUUACUUAUUUUUCUGAUCUUAUUAAUAAAGUGUUAUGCAGAAUCACAGGUUGGCAAACAAAGCUAUUGAGCUAUGGAGGUAAAGCAAUACUAGUCAAGAAUGUGCUGCAGUCACUGCCUAUUCAUCUACUAUCAGCAGUGACCCCUCCAGUUACGGUCCUCAAGCAGAUCCAAAGUAUCAUGGCUGACUUUUUCUGGGGAAUGAAGAAUGAAAGGAAAAAAUACCAUUGGGCGUCAUGGAAGAAUUUAAGCUUUCCUUAUGAUGAGGGAGGUAUUGGUAUGAGGAACCUCAAGGAUGUUUGUAUGGCUUUCCAAUAUAAACAAUGGUGGAUUUUCAGAUCGAAACACACUCUUUGGGGGGAUUUUUUGAAAGCUAAAUAUUGUCAAAGGUCCAAUCCUAUUAGUAAGAAAUGGGAUACGGGGGAGUCUCUAACAUGGAAACACCUUAUGCACAACAAACAUAAAGCUGAACAGCACAUUCAAUGGAGAAUCAACUCGGGCAAUUGUUCUUUUUGGUGGGAUAAUUGGCUUGGCGUUGGCCCUCUUGCCCAGUUCUCGAAUGACAGUAAGAGGUUCAACAAUACUACUGUGGCAGAAUUUUGGCAUGAGGGACAAUGGAAUUGGAAUUUGCUCUUGCAACAGUCCCCUAACAAUCAACUAGCCAACAUCUUAUCCACAGAACUUCACAUUCAACAGGACCUCCCAGAUCAGGCUAUUUGGAAAUUGAGCACGGAUGGAAAAUUCAACUGCUCAUCGGCAUGGAAUGAAAUCAGGGAGAAGAAGACUAAGAAUAAGUUUAACUCUUUCAUUUGGCAUAAGUGUAUUCCUUUUAAAUCUUCUUUUCUUUUGUGGAGAAUUUUAAGAGGUAAAAUCCCUACUAAUGAAAAACUUAACAGUUUUGGCAGUGAGCCAGUCGCGUGUUUUUGCUGUUGUAACAGGCCUGGUCUAGAUACCAUAGAGCACACCUUCAACAAUGGACAAUUUGCUACUUAUGUGUGGAGAAGGUUUGCUGAAACUACUGGAAUUACUACAGAUCACAGCUCCCUGCCUCAACUCAUCACGCAAUGGUGGUCAGCCAAAUACAAUAACGAAGCACACAGGCUGUUACUACAAGCUACACCAAUAUUUAUUUGUUGGAAUCUUUGGAAGAAUAGAUGUGCUAACAAAUAUGGAGGCAAGCAAUCCAAUGCCAGCAGAGUCAAAUACGCAAUUUAUAAGGACAACUACAAGCUCAUGACAACCAAUUUCCCUCAAAUCAAAUGGCCCUCAAACUGGAGGGAACUGAUCCAACUAGGGGAAAAAUGCAUUCAUGAUACCAAAGUAACCCCUGUCAAGUGGAUAAAACCUCCAGAACAAUGGAUAAAAAUCAACACGGAUGGCAGUGCACUAAGUAAUCCCGGCAGAAUUGGAGCAGGAGGCAUCUUAAGAGAUCAAACUGGAGAGAUGGUCCUAGCAUUUGCCACUCCCUUGGGGGAAGGUAAUAACAAUCAGGCUGAAGCAGAAGCAGCCAUCUUCGAGAUGACCUGGGCCUUAGAAUUAGGAUACAGAAAACUCAUUUUGGAGGUGGAUUCACAGCUUCUAGUGGAUUGGAUAAUGCACAAAGCCAACCCUCAUUGGAGUAUUAACAUACAGGAUCACAGAUACAAAGCAUCAUGGCUGACUUUUUCUGGGGGUGGAGGAACGAGACGAAAAAAAUAUCAUUGGGCGUCAUGGAAGAAUUUAAGUUUUCCAUAUGAUGAGGGGGGUGUGGGAAUGAGGAAUCUUAAAGAUGACUGCAUGGCCUUUCAAUAUAAACAAUGGUGGAUUUUUGGAUCCAAACAAACACUUUGGGGAGAUUUUUUGAGAGCUAAAUAUUGUAAAAGGUCCAAUCCUAUUAGUAAAAAAUGGGAUACAGGUGAAUCUCGGACUUGGAAAUAUCUUAUGCAUAACAAACACAAAGUAGAAGCACACAUUCAAUGGACUCUCAACUUGGGCAGCUACUCUUUUUGGUGGGAUAAUUGGCUUGGUGUUGGACCCCUUGCUCAGUUUUCUGCUGACAGUAACAGAUUAAACAAUACUACUGUAGCAGAAUUUUGGCAUGAGGGACAGUGGAAUUGGAGUAUGCUCAUCCAACAGGUACCUAGCUGUCAAUUAACCAACAUCCUAUCCACAGAACUACACAUUCAGCAAGAUCUCCCAGACCAGGCUAUCUGGAAACUCAACACUGAUGGCAAAUUCAGCUGUUCCUUGACAUGGAAUGAUAUAAGGGAGAAGAGGAUCAAGACUCGAUUCAACUCCUUUAUUUGGCACAAGAGUAUCCCUUUUAAAUCUCCUUUUCUUUUGUGGAGAACCUUAAGAGGUAAAAUUCCAACUAACGAGAAACUAACCAGUUUUGGCAGUGAACCAGCCAACUGUUUUUGUUGUUAUAACAGAUGUGCUAGGAAAUAUGGAGGCAAGAAAUCCAAUGUUAGUAGAGUUAAAUAUGCAAUCUACAAGGACAAUUAUAAGCUCAUGACUACAACCUUCCCCCACAUCAGCUGGCCUUCGAACUGGAGGGACCUGAUUCAACUUGAGGAAAAAUGUGAGCAUGAUACCAAGGUGACCCUUGUUAGAUGGAUAAAACCUCCAAAUCAGUGGGUAAAGAUCAACACAGACGGCAGUGCAUUAAGUAAUCCCGGCAAAACUGGUGCAAGAGGUAUCUUGAGAGAUCAAGACGAAGAAAUGUAG